Molecule: messenger RNA, 378 nt
Organism: Dentiscutata erythropus
Lineage: Eukaryota; Fungi; Glomeromycota; Glomeromycetes; Diversisporales; Gigasporaceae
Source: the annotation of a GenBank genome assembly
AUGCAUUGGAAUGAGCAAGCAUAUGAUUUAAAUGUAAUGAAUAAUGUUACAGAACAGACCAAUAGUAUAAUUUCGGAGAGGCUUGACCAAUCUCCAUAUAAUGUGACCACAUGUAUACAGAAUUCGGAUUCUCAAAGACUUGAUCAACUACGAAAUACUCGUGAUCAACCCGAAAAUAAUGCCGAUAUACUUGGUGAGUUGAAUCAAGAUAUUCAUGAGCAACCACAAAGUAAUGCUGAUACACUUAAUGAACUGGAUCAAGAUGCUCUACACCGGGAUUUUACAGUUUGCCAUAAUAAAGUUGCUCAAGCAUUAUAUUGGUUGAAAUCAAACAACCGAUAUUAUGCCGAAAUCACUAUUGACAGUGAAAUACUUUAA